Guillardia theta CCMP2712 is the source of this 882-nucleotide messenger RNA. RefSeq lists its product as hypothetical. NCBI's taxonomy places the organism in Eukaryota, Cryptophyceae, Pyrenomonadales, Geminigeraceae. The coding region runs from base 1 to 828 and encodes 275 amino acids. The record is from RefSeq and is a predicted model, not a curated record. The transcript has a single exon. Gene Ontology annotation, molecular function: oxidoreductase activity.
AUGCAGGGGGCGAAGAUUCUCAACGACGGGAGGAGCAUGCCGCGCCUGGGGCUGGGAGUCUUCCGCUCUGAACCUGGACCCACCACCUUCCAUGCUGUGCUCACAGCCCUACAGUUGGGCUACCGCCACAUCGACACAGCCGCCUACUACCGCAACGAGGAGAGCGUGGGGGAGGCGAUCCGCGCGUCUGGGCUGCCGCGCGAACAAGUGUUUGUAACUACUAAGCUUGCGAGCAUGGGAGCGUCGGGAUAUGACUAUGAGGGAACGAUGAAGGCGCUCAAGGACUCGCUGAGGAGGCUCGGGAUGGACUAUGUCGACAUGUACCUCAUCCACUCUCCCAACGACAAGAAGAACCGUCUAGAGCAGUGGCGAGCUCUCGAAGACGCCAAGGCCGCAGGACUAGCUCGAAGCAUAGGAGUGAGCAACUAUGGGAUACACCACUUGGAGGAGUUAGAGAAGCACUUCAAGACUCUGCCGGCUACCAACCAGGUAGAGUUGCACCCGUGGCUGGCUCGGAAGGAGCUGGUGGCGUAUUGCACGGAGAAAGGGAUCGUGCUGACAGCAUACUCGCCCUUAGCAAAGGCCUCCAAGAUGGCAGACGCAGAGGUUCUCACCCUGGCAAGCAAGCACAAGUGUACGCCAGCGCAAGUGCUCAUCAAGUGGUCGCUGCAACAGGGCUUUGUGACCAUACCGAAAUCGACGAACCCCGCGAGGAUAAAGGAGAACAUGCAGGUGGACUCGUUUGAACUGUCCGAGGAGGAUCUGGUGAAGAUGAAGUCUUGGGACUGCUACAUGACCACCGGCUGGGAUCCAACUCGCUCCAUGUGACAUGUCGGGCCGGGCUGAACCGUUUGAACGGCUUCAUAGCAGUAAAAGAUGAUC